AUGUUGUCAGCUGCUGUACUGUUGACACUGGUAACCGUAUCUGUGGCUUCUGAAGGUAAAGUGACUUGUUUUCUAAAGAAACGUGUUAUCUCUUGCUAAAGUUUAAGAGUCUACUUGAGGGGACCAUUUUUGAAAGACUUAAAAAUUUAUUUCUUGUUUAUUUUAAUGUAAUUGAUCAUUGAAAGUCGCCACCCUUUAAAAACACUCUUGGAAACAAUAGGGGAAAAAUACCCCUCGAAGAAACAAGAUGAGAAAAGGCACGAAUAGGUCACUGAUUGAUCCCUUUAGCUGUCUUUGAAACUAGAAAAGACUUGUUCUCGUUUUUUUUCAAUUUUCAUUUCAUCAAAUGAGAUGUGUUCAUCCAGUUGUAUGACUUUGGUGUGAGUGAAAGUGCAUCCUGACAAUGACUGCUGUGAACAGCAACACCGUUGCCUGGAGACAUUUCAACGAUACUUGCAAUGUUUGAUGCUCACUUGAAGUGUCAUCUCUUUUUUCUAAUUUAUCUCGCGAUACUCGUAAAAUUUAAAGCCUUUUUUUCAUCCAGACGUCGAACAAAAAACUGGUACCAGCAAUUUUGAAAGGCAACCCCAUCAAAACGAUCAAGGUAACCUGUAAUGGCAUGGCACUCUGUUCAAGGGGGGUCAAAACUUUUCACCCUGAGGAAAGCCACAAUCAAGAAACCCACAAACUUGUUCCUCGAAUGAAUGUUGAGAAGAGGGUAAAGCUGAAGUUUCUGAUCUAAAAGUCUCCAAUCAUCAUAAGACCUUCUCUAGCUGGGGAAAACUUAAGAAAUUCUCGUUUUAAACCCUUUGAAUCCAGCUUGAUCUUAAUUAGCUUAAAAGAAGUGACCUUCUGCGGCGUGAUUGUAUCUGAUGACAUAUGUUUCAUUCAUUCUUCAUCUCAACAGGAGCAAAGUGGAAGUACGGAGAAACAGACAGUCACGGUACAGACAACAGAGUCUUGAAGUAUAGAUUAACAAUUCAAUUGCUGUAUGCUGGUUUAUUCCAGAUAUUCAAGAUUUUUCGCAUGCUUCAAAACUAUUGUAAAUAAGUCUCGUACCCAGAUUCUACCGUGUAACCAACUGAAAUGUAUCUGCUCGGCCGUGGAAUGUCUGGGUACGAGACUAUAAUACUGCUCAUACAAACAAAUGAAAACAUAGUCUUUACUUUUUGCUCAAAAAUCUAUUUGAUAUAAUCCCUUAUUUUCCUAUUAACGCUGAUAUUCCUAACAGGUUAUGGUCCACCUGACUGGGGUAAAGUUUCAAAAUUCUGCGAUUACACCGCCCAGUCCCCCAUAAAUAUCGAGACUCCGGUUAAGAAAGAUGCAAGUCUCAAGGGACUCAGAUUUACAACCAAGAAUAGAAAUGGAAGGGUCAGCGGAGACAUAAAAAACAAUGGUCAUGCGCCUACCCUAACUAUUGACAAACGCAAAGGCAAGGCUAGACUCACCGGGGGUCCCCUUGGAGAUAGCGUGUAUAUGCUCCAGCAGUUCCACUUUCAUUUCGGUUGUGAUUACGACGAAGGAUCAGAACACCUCGUGAACGGAAAGGCAUAUCCUGGAGAGGUACGCAAUAGUAGCUCUCGAAACUUUUUGUUUUCCAUACGUAAUCAUGGCGGGAGGCGUUAGCACUACGACCACUAACUGAAAGCACCCGUGACAAAUUGUUCUUCUGCCACAGGUACUUAGGGACUAGUCAUCAUUGAUCACCUCACCUGGAGAGGGAGUGACGGUUUUUAUUGUUGGAAGAUGGAUUACAUGGUUUUCAGGGGAAUAGGAGGGGGAAUUAGUUUUGGUUAAAAAAAUCGACUGCCAUUAACUGCCAAUGAGGGGGAAAUAUAGACAUAUUUAAAGAGCCUUCGGAGGGAUCGGAAAAUUUAAUUAUGACCCAAUCAAAAUCCUCCAGCUCCCAUCCCUCCUCAAUCCCCUACCAUCCCCCUUCGCCCCCUCCCAUCCCCCCUCAAGUGAUAACGACCGGUCUCUUAAGUCGUUCCGUCAAAGUCUCAAAAUUUUCACAUUGGAUUUCUUACUGCAAUUUGAUUAAGUCAAGUCAGUCAAAGCAAGAUGACAUUUACUAAUCACAAUCGAGGAAAAGAUCUAAUCUCGUGUCCAGGUCCUACCGUUUAGUGCUUGUCCGUGGAAGGUCUGGGUACAAGACCUGAAAAUAUGACUGGCUAUAAAGCAAACUGUGUGAAUCGUGGAAAACGCGAGUGGCUAUUUAUCGUGUAUGGCUCUAUUUUGGCAUCUGCUUGGCAGAUCAGAGAGGAACUAUUUACAGUAUUGUACUACAUGUAUAAUUUCAAUUUAUCGUCUUGUAGCUCCAUUUGGUGACUUAUAACACAAAGUACGCUGAUUUUGAUACCGCUGCGUCCCAAUCCGAUGGACUGACUGUUAUUGGCGUUUUCUUUGAGGUAUGUCUGGAAAUAUCAUAUAUGUUGCUAUAUUAACUUUACCAGGUAUUUUGUUAGUGAUGAAUUUGGAAAAAUAAAAAAUUUUCCUGGAAUAGCAACCGUUCCUAAAAUGAAAGGAAUUAGCCGCACGGUGGAAUCGGUAAGGGUUGGGAAAGACUGGGGUAGAGUGGUAAAGUUGAAGUUGAAGUCAUCGCAAUUGAGGAAAUUGAAAAUUGGAUUGAUUGAAGAAAAAUGUACAUCAACAGCUUUUCUUUGGUGAGAUCAUUUGCAUACCUGUAAAAAAUACCCCGUACAGUUGCAAGGGAUUUAUUCCUGCUCCACGACAAACAUUAGAGUUGGCAACGCUCGACAUUAGUACACUGGUAUACUUCAUACUGCACAUUGUACAAAAGGCAGCAACAAAGGUCAGAUUUCAAUGGUUAGGGAACUAACGUUAAAUAUUGGCUUGGGAGAUGGAGUGCAUCACUCUAAGAGGAACAUCUUUCAGUUAAAAACUUCUAAGACGAUGAUAUCUUUAAUGUGAAAACAUACUUCCUGUUUCAGGAAAAGAAGAAAAGAGAAAAAGGAAAGGAAAAAAGCACUAUGAUGCCAUCCGCAAACUUUACUCAGCUCUGAAAAAAAUAAAGGACGUUGGUGAGGCUUUAGCAACUUACAUCAUCUUAAAUAUCCACUUAUAAAUCCGUUUGUCUCACGCCAUAGAGUCUGUAAAUUCAAGAGUAAAGCUAUCAAUCAGAGAUAAAGACGUUUCCACUGCUCUACUUUCUUUUCUCCCAAGACCAUCCAUAGAUUUUCAAGCAGAAGUUUCAUGAAGUAACACAACAUCAACGGAAGGGUAUUUUUUUAUUUGAAACUAGAUUUUCAGAACCAAAAUUAAACGAAAUGUAUGGCAGACAGUGUCGAGAAUUUAUACCUAGAUAUUGGAAGCGAAAAUGUUCAACAUUUAUAACAUCAGGGCAGCUAAUACAAUCACUUUCUCUCCCAGGUGCCGAAGCUUCAGUCAAAAACAUAGCGCUGUUCGACUUGGUUCCUGAACUGAAAGAUCUCUCAUCGUUCUACUCCUACAAGGGUUCCCUUACCACCCCUCCCUGUUAUCAAUCAGUUAACUGGAUUGUACUGAAAGAACCCAUUAAACUCCGUAGUUUUGUGGUAAGAACAUUUUUAUGCUAUUUUUCUGCUUUUUAACAUUUAAACACUAUUUAAGUGCCUGAAAAAUUAGCACUUACGCGUUUCACAUAUCGCCUACUAAAGCAUUCAAACGCACUAGAGUCCAAUUUUAGACACUAGUGUCUGAAUUAAGAAACUUGUGUCCGAUUUUAGAUUUUAGACACAAGUGUCCGUUAUUAGAUUCUAGUGUCCCAUUUUAGAUACUAGUGUCUGGUUUUUCAGAUUUUAGACACUUAUGUCCGAUUUUAGGACGAUAAGCAGCACCUGACGUGUCUAAAUUGGACCCUUUUUCCUUUGUGAUGCUACUGACACUUCACAGCGCACAAACGUCUGUGUUUAAAGUUAUCUAUACCCAAAAAGUCCCCAGCCUUCUAUAACUUUUGUUUUUUCCGAUCUUCUAUCCACAGUUAAUGUGAUUUUUUUUUCAGUUCGGCGCCAUGAGGAGACUGAAAAACGGAGAGGGAGGCCUUAUGUGUGGAAACUUCAGACCACCUCAGAAACUCAACGGACGUGUUGUUUCUGAACUCGACGGAUGAGCCCAAGAAUCAACUCGCAACUACUUAACACUAUAGUAGCUAAUUUACAUCCUCCAAGAGAAUUAAACUCUUUAUUAGCUAGAUUGAGUGACGUAUUCUGGGGGUUUCUUUCUUAAGCAAGGAUUGUUAGCGACAUCCAAAUAAACUGCAUUUAUCGG
Pocillopora meandrina is the source of this 4266-nucleotide messenger RNA. Lineage: Eukaryota; Metazoa; Cnidaria; Anthozoa; Scleractinia; Pocilloporidae. The record is from the annotation of a GenBank genome assembly.